AAGGUCUGCUUCCGGGGUGGAGCCAGGGAGGGUGGGCGUUUAGGCUGCGCCGACCCCUCAGCCCCCCUGCAGGUGACCCUAUCCCCCGAAAAUCCUCACCCGGGGCCCCAAAUAUCCCGGCCCUAUGACCUCCAAGCCCUAUCCACCUAAAUGCCCCAUGCCCCCGAGGUGACCGACCUCCCAAUCCCUUAAUGUCUAGUGCUUCCCAGAUCUUCAACCCUGUCCCGAGUCUUCCCAGGGCACCUGUCUCAUAUUACCCGAGAACAAGUCAGUCUUGUCCACGUAAUGACAGAAGGGGACCUGGGGUUGGGGAAUUCUUGAUCCAAUCAUGCCGCUCCCCAGGAGACGUUCGGAACCCAGGACAUGUCGGGAUUGAGGAGAUACGAGGUGGCGCUGGAGGCGGAGGAGGAGAUCUACUGGGGCUGCUUCUACUUUUUCCCCUGGCUGCGCAUGUGGCGAAGGGAGCGGAGCUCGGCGCACCCUCGGGAGCAGAAGCUGGAGCCUCUGCGGGGCCUGAUGAGCUGUCUGUCGAGCGGCCUAGGCACUGCUCCCCAGCGCUCCGGCCGCAGCCUCCCCCGCCGCACCCCUGCAGCCACUGCCCAGCCAGCCGGCGCAUUAAAGAUUUAAACCAGAGCCACCGUGCCGCCCUCCUGACUCUGCCGCCGCUGCCGCCAUUCGGGCCGGGAGCCGCUGGCCACGCUGGCUGUUUCCUUACUGACAGGGCCUCUCUCCCUGAUAGAGUUCCCCUCCGUGUACAGGCUCCCAUUAUUCCUAACGGUCCCUCAUCAGAAUCAACAUCCCCUUACUAUCAAUGACUGCCUUCCACCACCUAACCCCUCACCCCGCCACACACACACUCAUCACUCUGAGUGCCCUGUAUGGAGGGAACUGAAUAACCCUGACCUGGUCCUCCUCCCAACCAGAUCCCCGCAUCCCUAAAUUCUCACAACCGCAGCUCUCUGCUGCCACCUUCCUGCUAGACAGGACUUUGCCAAGUGUCUGAAGAAUCUUCUCCUGGGAGAGGAUCUAAAAUAUUUUUCAAGUCCAUAGUUGUAGGAAGUAUGCUGUGAGAGGAGGGAAAGAUUUACAGAAGCUGUGCUGUCAGCCUGCCAUAGGGGAAUGACUUAGAACUGUUGAAGGUCUUUCCUACAGUUAACACCCCAGCUACUGGCUCCUCCAGUCUGAUCCCAGUUUUAAAGAUAAUGGACAUCAAGGAAUUCCCUGAUGGUCCAGUGGUUAAGAUUGUGUGCUCCCACCACAGGGAGCACAGGUUCCGUCCCAGGUUGGGAAACGAAGAUCCUGCAUGCCAGUGUGGCACGGCCAAUAAAUAAAUAAAUGAA
Molecule: messenger RNA, 1340 nt
Organism: Odocoileus virginianus texanus
Lineage: Eukaryota; Metazoa; Chordata; Mammalia; Artiodactyla; Cervidae
Source: RefSeq, a predicted model, not a curated record